GGAAGUUAUGAAUUUUAUUUGGACGAGGAUGGAAUAACAAAAGAAAAAGUAGAUUUAUAAAAAGAAAAUCAAAAAAGUGAGAAGACAUUUGAAUUUAAUGUUAUGAGGUGAACUACGAUGAAAUAGACUUUUCUUCCUUCCAUUGACGAACUAAUAGGGAACGUAUUUCCAUGUGGUAGCUUAAUAACUUUCUUCUCCAGCACUCAACCGUCCUCUAAGUUUUGUGAAUUGCGCGGGGGCGUUUUGUAUUUUUCCCUUUCCUUUUUACUAUUUAAACCACAUUUUUGUCAUUUUUGCUCAUCCUUAAUAAAUUUGCAUUUUGUUUUGUUUUUUCUUGCGCGCGUCUUCUCCUUACUAUUUUGACAUUCCAUUUCUCCCAACCUUUUUGUUUACAUUUUCUUUCCACAUGGCAUUGAGUUGUUUAUCCUUUCCCCAUUUCUAAUAAUUUUCGUUUACUGUUCCCCAUUUACUAUAACGGACUGUUGUUAUUAUAUAUAUCCAUUACUUUUUCCUCGUUUUCAAAUCCUCUUUCUUCUUUUAUAUUUCGCUUUUCUCCUUUUUAAGUUUGUGUUAUUGUACGGCAAUGGGUGAUCCAACUUGCUAGCAUUUAAUAUGCUUAUUAGGCGGGUGUUUAAAUUAUUUUUUUGUGUUAUAGUCCCAUCCUUGCUUCUUCCAAAUUCUGUUUGUUUUAUAUUUUAUUAUUUUUUGCAUUUCUUUUCCCCUUUUCCCAAAACUGCCCUUAUAGUCAAUCUUUGUUUUUGUUUUUUGCUUCUAGUCUUCCUUUCUUCCACUCAAUUCAAUUUCGCACCUGCAUCUUUUAUGGCAUCAACUUCUUACUUCUUUUCCACCCGUUCUCUUUCCAAAAUUCACUCUGCUUCCCAGUCCACAAUCACUUCGAAAAUUUCCAUCUCUCCAAAAUAUUUCAAUAUAAUUUUAUUAAUGGUUCUUCUCCAAUAUUUAAUCUUGAUCAUGAUGAUUACUUCCAUUUUUUAA
Molecule: messenger RNA, 993 nt
Organism: Meloidogyne enterolobii
Lineage: Eukaryota; Metazoa; Nematoda; Chromadorea; Rhabditida; Meloidogynidae
Source: the annotation of a GenBank genome assembly